AUGACACUUAAGGUGCCGUCCCCGAAACUGGAGCCAGCAAAGGCGCUGAGACUCAUCAGCCUGCAAAACAGUGGCCUUGAGACGAAGAACUGGAUCGUCCACAAGGCUGAGAACCUAGAGGGGAACUCUACCCUUCUGGUUCUCGGGGUGGACGUGAAUUCGGCCAACGUACUCAAGGCCAGGAACUACAGGGUACAUCUGGAGGACAGUACGUCGAAGAUCAUUUCUAGUCCUUAUCCAAAGCCCAGCACAUCCAAAGUCAUUUCUAGUACUGUUCCAAAGCCCAGCACGUCUAAAAUUAUUGUGCUACAAAACGUCACAAUCCCUCGAAAUGAUUCUAAUCUACAUUCGAAUUCAUGCUCAACAGAAAACAUACCGUAUACUGAGCGCGAGUUGGAGACGGAAAACUAUGAACAUGACAGUCUAGGAGAACACUUUCUACAAGGCGUUUCACUAAUUCCUCAACAAUCAAAUGAAUCUAGCCCACCUGCUAAUCCAUCUAAAUCCAAAUGGUCAUCUUUUAAAUAUAGCAGAGCAGAAAGAAAUCGUCGUGCAAGAGAGCGCAGUCAGAAAAAUCAAACUCCGAUAACAAAUUUUUUUGAAAAAUUCAAUGAAUUGUGCGACAUUAUUAAAAAAGUUCCUGAGCAUAAAAGACUUUAUAAAGAUGAUAUACUUCAAGAUAUAAAUAAUUUAGACAUCAAAAAGUGUGUGGAAAACGCCCUGGCGGAUGCAAUAAAUGAAACAGAAGAAGUCGGUCUCUUGGCGAAUAGAAAUGACAUUUUUGUUGAUUUGCCAUUUAAAUCAGCCGAAGAACCCUCGGAAGAACCAACACAUAUUGACCCUGAAUUUGAAAGUGAAAACGAACUAUUUGCUGAUGAUAGCAUCAUUGAAUAG
Brassicogethes aeneus is the source of this 894-nucleotide messenger RNA. The record is from the annotation of a GenBank genome assembly. NCBI's taxonomy places the organism in Eukaryota, Metazoa, Arthropoda, Insecta, Coleoptera, Nitidulidae.